AUGUACCCCCGAAAGUCCACACCCGAAGACCAGGCUCCCGAUGCUGAACUUUCUCAUAGGCAUCCGGGGCUUCCCGAAAUUACUCCCGAGAGGAUUUCUCUUCCGCCCAGGCCCACUGAUGUGACUACACUUACCCUCAAGUCGCAGGGAGUGGCCGGACUUACUCCCGUGAUGCCACUCCCGAUCACUAGGCCAUCGGGAAUGGCCGGACUUACACCUGAGGAACCACUCCCGCCCAGUCCCCCAGGGAUGAUCGGACUUACAAUCGAGAGGCAACCCCCAGUUCCCAUGCUCACGGGGGUUGCGGAAUAUACAUCCAUGCCACCAGAGGUGACAAAGAAUACCCAAAAAGCCAAUCCUAUCCCUCAGGCCAUCGGUGGUGGCCGGACUUAUUUCCGAGUCCAGGGGAUGGCCGGAUUUAUUCCCAGGCAUCCGGGGGUUGCCGGACAUACCUCCAAGAGGACACUACAAUCCCCCAGGACCACGGAGGUGUCUGGACUUACCCCCAGACCACGGGGGUGGCCGGUUUACCAACGAGCGGUCAGGUCCACGCGGGUGGUAGAAUUUACUCCCGAAAAGAAACCUCCGACCCCCAGUCCGCCUGAAGUGGCCGGAAUUAACCCCGAGAGAUCACCCCCACUCCCAGACUCCUAG
Molecule: messenger RNA, 654 nt
Organism: Atta colombica
Lineage: Eukaryota; Metazoa; Arthropoda; Insecta; Hymenoptera; Formicidae
Product: proline-rich receptor-like protein kinase PERK9
Exons: 2
Coding region: 1-654 (217 amino acids)
Source: RefSeq, a predicted model, not a curated record